ACUCCCCGACUGCGCAUGCGUGGCUUCGUUAGACGUACGUACGUGUGUACGUACGUACGUACGCAGAGCUAGAGAGGGGGAGGCGGAGCCACAGGAAAACAAGAAGACGGUAACGCCACGCGCAUUAUGGCUGUCUCUCCCUUGGUAAAGUUCUCGAGAUAUUCUCUUCUGACUGUCGGCAUUUUCUACGGAAUUAGACGAAACAACUACCUUAAGAAGGAAGAGGCAGCCCGGAAACUCAGGAACACCCAACCAGCAUAGGGCCAAAGCUUAGUAUUUGGACUGGCACCAUCAGAGUAAGGUUGGCCCAGGCAGUUCACUGUAUAUAGCACCAGUUAUGCCAUUCUCAAGAUAGAUUAUUGUAAUCAUUUCCAGCUGCGCAGCGCCGAACGUCAUACUAUGGAGGGUGCGCAUUAAUUAAAGCUGGGCAAAAACGUGGUGAUGAGCACUAGCUUGAAAGAUGUAUUGGAUUCUACUGCUGACGAAGAAGAAAACAUCAGCCUCGAUCCGGAACCUGCAGGAGCUGGAGACAGGCAAUGGUUUCUGAGAGGGGAGCCGGUUGGGCUAGACUCAGCUGCUGCUUGUGAUGCAGGCACUUCCCAGAGGAUACAGCACUCACUCUUUCAGUUAGACCAAGUUCUUUCUUCACCUGGCGAGCAUGUGGACGAGCCAGCAGCCAACACUCCACGUCUUGGACUCUCUUAUAACACAGGCGAGGCAAGCCUGAUGGACAGUUCGUCAUUGCUGAAGAACCUGCAUCUUCCCCCAACUCCAGCUCACAACACUACCCUAAUGUUCCCCCGGCAGGUCAGGCCAUACAGUGACACUCUGCUUGAAGACACGGUGCUUGGAGAAGACGCAACUGUGUUGCAGGACCCCACCCGUAGAGUCGGUGCAGACCUAGUGAUGGCCUUUCAUCGUGAGCUGUCCAUCCACAACACACCUUACAAAGUUCUGGACCUGCUCUCAGCACUCGAGAAGUGUUGUGAGGUUCAGCAUAAACUUCUAACUACCUUUGAAAAACAGACAAGGUUUUCAGUUGAUCAGUUGCAGUCAGAGCUGUGUCUGGAGAUGGCUACGUGGCAGCUGCUACACAUCCUAGAAGAGGAUCGCAGUGAGGAAGAGGGGAGAGAGAGCCUAGAGGUACUACUUACGGUAGGUGACGGGGACGGUGACAAGACACUUACAGACAGACUGUUUGCCCGGGACAGCUGUGUUCGCCAGGCCCAGCUGGUAGUAGACUGGCUGGAGGGGCUGGCUCGAGUAGGCCUGGAGACCUACCCAGCAAAGGCUGCCUACUUUGCUGACAAUGUCUGCUGGGAGAAUACUCUUCAUGAUAUAACCCACGGAGUUGACUGUGAUGUCCUGGUCACCGAGAUGGACCCCGACGCCUGCACAAGGCAACGACGUAAGCUCUCAGGUCUGGAUGAGAGGGAUGAACUCUCUCUUAACAAGCAUGUCUUCACAUGUAUCAGAGCAGGCCAGUUGGAAAAGGCACUAAGUAUCUGUGUCAGUAGUGGCCAGCCACUGAAGGCUCUGAUGCUGGAAGGAUGGAAGCUACACCACGACCCUAACCUUGGCGUGUCUGCUACUGAUGAUGCCCCGGAGCAGGUUGAAGGCAAUGAGUUCAGAGAUGUGUGGAAGUCCUCUUGCUGGCAGAUGGUGGACGAGCAAGCUUACGAUGUGUAUGAGAAGGCAGCAUUUGCUGCGCUGAGUGGGAAUGUGUACAAGGUCCUGCCAGCCUGUCAGACCUGGUACGACUAUGUGUGGGCAUUUUUCAAGACCCUAGUUGAUGUUCAGGUGGAGAAGGUUCUGCGGAGUCAGGGGACCACCACUGAGAGGGAACUGGCAGAGCUUCCACCAAAGUACUGGACUUCAGUAGUUCUACCUGAGCAAGUAUUCCAGGAAAUUGAAACAUGUUCAUCUGUUGUAAUACGGCAGCAGUCUCAGUCACACUUCCAUGUGAUCCAAAAGCACAUCAUUCUGGAUGAUAUGAAUGGUCUGCUGAAGAAGAUGGUCAGUUGGUUGUCCUCCAAGCCGGCCCUUCACCUACUAAGAGUCAUGGCUCAUGUUGGUCUGGUUGCACGAAGCCUGGGGAGUCUGAGAGAGAGCAGCCAAGUGGAUGUAAUUGUGGAGGCGUAUGUCAAGGCACUGACAGAGGGCCAGUACCAGUCAGCAGUGGCUCUAUAUGCAGCUCAUCUUCCUGCAACCUCUCAGAUCUCUUCCUACGCUCACCUGCUGGCUGGUGUGAAGGAGGAGGAAGAACAGAGGCAAUGUCUUGAGCUGGGGAGGGAGGCUGGUCUAGAUAUCGGGAUGGUGACCAAGACAGUAGUCGAGACAAUCAGGACCACAGGACAGCUGGAGGACACAGACCAGCAGUCGACUGAGCUGGACCAGGAGGUCCAGUUGACUGAGCUUGACUUGGAGAAAAUCAGAGCUAUCAACUGGCUGGUGUUUGAGAGUGCACAGAGGCAUGAGGCUAUAAAACAAGGAAAUGCACUGAUUCGACUGUUCCUCACCACCCGGAAGUUCUCAGCUGCCCAGGCAGUGCUGGAGAAGAUCCCAGCAGACUCUGUUCAAGUCAUCACCAGACUCUGGCAGCAACAGGCCGGGCCAUCUCCUCUUCCUGCUCACAUUACUGCAGAUCUGACAGAACUAGAAGCUCUGCGGACGUACCUGAAUAGCAUAGAGAAGUUCAACUGUUGGUUCCAACAUUUCCAUCACAACAAACCAGUGCAGCCUCCUGAACCAGCAGACAAAGCCUUCCAUGAAGAUGCAACCUUUCAACACAGACUUGUUCAGUACAGGCAAGAGAAUGAGCAGUGGAAGAGCCUUGCCAAAUCACUUGCCGAGGAGGCCUCAGGUGCUUUGCAAGAUGUGCUGGUGUUUUCUGGAGGCUGGAUGAGUGGUGGAAGAGAGGUGGAGGAGGAAGAAGAUGAGGAGGGAGACGGUGAUGACUCAGCCCUGCUACAGCUGCAGGCACUCAGACAGAGCUGCAUCCCCAAAGUCUGCUUUCUGCUUCACACCGUGCUGCAUGCCUCCCACCAGUACAAGAAGGUGACUGAGUUAGUUGAAAGAGAAAAAGAAGACUUAGGCGACCGUGGUCGCAGCAAGAAGUGGAAAGAAAUGUUGAGGCUGCCUCCCGUUGCUCAGUGCCUGUGGCUGAGAGAUGAACUUGACCAUACCUAUGAGUAUCUGGUUGAGCAGCAGCCAAUAGGACAGGAGCUGUUCCACCAGUUUUGUGCCAGGGAGCCUCUCAACCAGUGUACCAAGUUCCUGGAGGAAGUGGCGGGUCUCAAGCUUCUGGUGGAUGAGAAGUUUGCAGCUGCAGCUCGGAGUGUGUUUGCCACAUACCUGGCAGAGGGAGUUCGACUGGAAGUGGUCGGGGAGGAGUUGGCUGUCGGUGUGGAAACCAAGCUCUCAGUGAGACCGGUACCUCGUGACCUCUUCGCUACAUGUGUGCAGGAAGCUCGCCAGUUUUUGAGCGGGCAGCCGUUCGUGGACUAUGUGAACAGUCCCUUCUACUGGCGCUACCUCCAGUGGAAAUAUCUGGAAAAAAUGCCUAUCACCAAGAACAACUUUCGCGUGUAUCGAGUUCUGGGGAAAGGCGGGUUUGGACUGGUGUAUGCCUGCCAGAGCAAGACCACAGGGAAGAUGUAUGCACUCAAGAAAUUGGAGAAGAAGAGGGUGAAACGAAGACAUGGGGAAAAGCUGGCUCUGAAUGAGAAGCAGGUUCUGGAGAGAGUGUCGAGUAGGUUUGUGGUGAGUCUGGUGUAUGCCUACCAGUCCAAAGAUGCUCUCUGUAUGAUUCUGACACUGAUGGGAGGAGGAGAUCUCCGCUUCCACAUACACAAUGUGGGAGAGCCAGGGCUCAGUGAACCUCGCACUGUCUUCUACGCAGCAGAAAUUGCAUGUGGACUGGCUCAUCUCCACCAGGCCAGGAUAGCAUACAGAGACAUGAAACCAGACAACAUUCUACUGGACGACAGAGGCCAUGUUCGAAUCAGUGAUCUAGGGCUAGCAGUUCACAUACCAGAGGGCCAGUCAGUGAGAGGUCGCGUGGGGACUGUAGGCUACAUGGCUCCUGAGGUAAUUGGCAAUCAUCGCUACACCUUCCAGCCGGACUGGUGGGGGUUGGGGUGUGUGGUGUAUGAGAUGGUGCAUGGAGAGUGUCCCUUCAGACAGCGGAAGGAGAGAGUCACACGAGACGACGUGGAGCAGCGCAUCAAGGAAGAGAGGGAACACUACACUGCGAAAUUCACUGACGACGCAAAACUCUUCUGUUCACAGCUACUGGACAAGGACAGCUCCGCGAGACUGGGCUGUGGGCCUGGAGGUUUCUCCACUGUACAGGCACACCCUUUCUUCCAGUACAUUAACUGGAGCCACCUACUGGCUGGUCAAGUCGACCCUCCCUUCAUGCCUAAUGAGAAGGCAGUGUAUGCUAGAGACGUAUUGGACAUUGAUCCUUUCUCAUCAGUGAAGGGAGUGGAGAUGGAUGGUUCUGAUAACGAGUUUGCUGCCAAGUUUUCCACGGGGGCUGUGUCUCAGCCGUGGCAGGAGGAGAUGUUGGAGAUGAAGGCGUUUGAAGAGAUCAACACUCUUCACCCCAUUGAGAGAAUGACGAUGAGCACCAACUAUGGAGCUCACUCAGGGGCCCAGCAUUCACAGAGUGGGCAGGGGUGGCUGCGCAAAGUUUUCAAGUGGAAAAGAUCAACCAGUGCUCCAGCUCCAUAACAUUUUUGUUUCCAUUAUUAGUACAUGUGAUGUCUGUGGCCGUUAGUCAUGUAUUCUUUAUUUAAUGCUCACCGCAGAUUUUAGAUCUUAAUUUUUAUACACAAAUGGCUUCUUAUUAUGAUAGAGCAAUUUUUCAGAUGUAAGUUUAAAAUUAUUAUGCACUGUCAUAAUUAUAUUAUUGUAAGUGUAUUACUGACUGCACAAUCAUGAUUGACUAGUGGGGCUGUUUUCCUCAGCCUCUCUCUCUAUGAGAUGUUUGAUGAGAGCAAUGUGCUGUGGUUGAAUGUCCGUGUCUUCCUGUGCCAGACUCUCUACUACCUCUGCAAUCUCUCUGAUGUUGAUAUUUCCAUCAUGGUCUGGGUCCAGCACUGACACUAAACUUCGUACUUUAGCCUCUCCACUGGUCUCCUUGAGUCUUGUCAGUGCCUGUUCCAGUUCUUCACAUGGAAUGACCUGCUCCGAGUUGGGCUGGGCACUGGACAAGUCCUGCCCUUCUCCUGACACUAUAUCCUUCUCCAGCUGCCACAAGGUGCUGUCCACCUGUGAUAUCAGGUCCUCCACUCUCUUCCCCAGCCUCACCGAUGCCUUGGACUCCAUCAGAGCUUCUUGAGCUUCUUGGCUUUCCUCUGCCAGCUCAGCCACAUCCUCCCUGUAUUCCUCCCUCUCCUCUUUCAGUUCCUGUAUCUCCUCCUCCAACUGCCGCUCUCCCUUCAGACUGGCCACUGCCUCGUUCAGGUCGCGCAGCUCCGCCGCCGAUAUACUGUCCAGAACCUCCUCAGGGGGAGUGGGUGUGGCCACUGUGGUAUGGACUACAGGAGCCGAGUCCUGUGUUGGUUCACCCAGAGGUCAGCUAAGACGGGGGGCAGUUCACAUCUCUCACCUCCAUGCUCUCCGUGGGAGCU
Geodia barretti is the source of this 5639-nucleotide messenger RNA. NCBI's taxonomy places the organism in Eukaryota, Metazoa, Porifera, Demospongiae, Tetractinellida, Geodiidae. The record is from the annotation of a GenBank genome assembly.